AUGAUCAAAACAGAAUUGAUUGACUCAAAGAAACAUCUCCCUGUAAAUAUUAUCCGAGACAUUUCAGGUAACAUUCCGUAUAAUAAUCGCUAUACAAAGUCAUAUUUAUAUCUUAUCAAACGUUUAUCUGAUAAUUAUCAUUUACAAGAGGUCAAAAACAUUUUCUACAUUUGUAACUACUUGUUUUAUAAAGAAUAUGGUAUUAAAUUAGAUAAAUCUGAAGAUUUUGAAACAAUUAAUAUAGGAGAUCUCGAAAUUCAUUCAAAAAAUACAAUUUACAAAGCAAUUAUGAAUAAUGACAUAAAAAGUUUCAUCUCGUUCACGGAAGCGGAAAAUUUUAAUAUAAAUGACAAACUUAGAUGCAAAUUAUAUCCUGAAGAUCCUUGA
This is a messenger RNA of Trichomonas vaginalis G3, 387 nucleotides long. Its product is annotated as protein of unknown function (DUF3447). The record is from RefSeq and is a predicted model, not a curated record. Bases 1 to 387 code for a protein of 128 amino acids. Lineage: Eukaryota; Parabasalia; Trichomonadida; Trichomonadidae. The transcript has a single exon.